CCCUGAGAAGAGGUGCUCUUGGGCCAACCACCUAGUUUCUGCCUGUGUUACAGUGAAAAGGAGUUGCUUAAGAGAAGAUGAAGCCCUUGUCUCUGUUAAUAGAGAUACUGAUAAUUCUUGGGGUCACAAUUAAAACUAUCAAAGCAGAAAAACAUAAUAAAAGACAAAAGGAAAGAAAUGUCACCACACAGGUAUCAGCGAACGAAAUCAAACAAUAUUUACCACACAUACUGGAACAAAGAACAUCAAGUAAUGUAAUCAAUAAAAGAGAAAAUCUCUUAGAAAAAAAGAAGAAUCAACGUAAAAUAAGAAUAAAAGGAAUUCAAAAUAAAGAGAUCUUGAGAAAUAAGAAUCAUUUACAAAAGCAAGCAGAGAAAAAUUUUACAGAUGAAGGAGACCAGCUCUUUAAGAUGGGCAUCAAGGUUCUCCAGCAGUCUAAAAGCCAAAAACAAAAAGAAGAAGCCUACCUACUUUUUGCCAAAGCAGCUGACAUGGGAAACUUGAAAGCUAUGGAGAAAAUGGCUGACGCUUUGCUAUUUGGAAAUUCUGGCAUGCAAAAUAUAACAGCAGCUAUCCAAUUAUAUGAGUCCUUGGCUAAAGAAGGAUCAUGUAAAGCCCAAAACGCAUUAGGAUUUUUGUCUUCUUAUGGAAUAGGAAUGGAAUAUGAUCAAGCUAAGGCACUGAUAUAUUACACCUUUGGAAGUGCUGGAGGAAGCAUCAUGUCCCAGAUGAUUUUGGGGUACAGAUAUUUGUCAGGAAUCAAUGUUCUACAGAAUUGUGAAGUUGCCCUAAGUUAUUACAAGAAAGUGGCAGAUCAUAUUGCUGACACAUUUGAAAAAAGUGAAGGUGUUCCAGUGGAAAAAGUGAGACUAACAGAAAGACCUGAAAAUCUGAGUUCUAACAGUGAGAUUUUGGAUUGGGACAUAUACCAAUACUAUAAAUUUUUGGCAGAAAGAGGAGAUGUUCAGAUACAAGUGUAUCUUGGACAAUUACAUCUAAUUGGGAGGAAAGGUCUGGAUCAGGAUUACCACAAAGCAUUACACUACUUCUUAAAGGCAGCAAAGGCCGGGAGUGCAAAUGCCAUGGCAUUUAUAGGAAAGAUGUAUUUAGAGGGGAAUGCUGCCGCACCGCAAAAUAAUGCUACUGCCUUCAAGUACUUUUCCAUGGCAGCCAGUAAGGGCAAUGCAAUUGGCCUUCAUGGGCUUGGUCUUCUUUACUUUUAUGGAAAAGGAGUUCCCGUGAAUUAUGCCGAAGCACUUAAAUACUUUCAGAAAGCUGCGGAGAAAGGGUGGCCCGAUGCACAGUUCCAGUUAGGCUUCAUGUACUACUCUGGCUCUGGAAUAUGGAAGGAUUAUAAACUUGCCUUCAAAUAUUUUUACUUGGCAUCUCAGAGUGGGCAGCCCCUCGCCAUUUACUAUCUGGCCGAGAUGUAUGCAACAGGAACAGGAGUAGUAAGAUCAUGCAGAACUGCUGUGGAGCUUUAUAAAGGUGUCUGUGAACUAGGCCACUGGGCUGAAAAAUUCCUGACAGCUUACUUUGCCUAUAAGGAUGGUGAUAUAGAUUCUUCUCUUGUUCAGUAUGCACUACUUGCAGAAAUGGGAUAUGAAGUGGCUCAAAUGAAUUCAGCAUUCAUUUUGGAAUCUAAAAAGGCUAACAUUCUUGAAAAAGAGAAGAUGUAUCCAAUGGCGCUUCUACUAUGGAAUCGAGCUGCCAUUCAAGGCAAUGCAUUUGCUAGAGUAAAAAUUGGAGAUUACCAUUACUAUGGCUACGGGACUAAGAAAGACUAUCAAACAGCAGCCACACACUACAGCAUUGCAGCCAACAAAUACCACAACGCGCAAGCCAUGUUCAAUCUGGCUUAUAUGUAUGAACAUGGCUUAGGCAUCGCAAAGAACAUUCACUUGGCCAGAAGAUUGUAUGACAUGGCUGCUCAAACGAGUCCAGAUGCCUACAUACCUGUGUUCUUUGCCCUUAUGAAACUGGAAACUAUGCAUUUGCUCCGGGAUAUCCUGUUUUUUAAUUUCACAAUGAGAUGGAACUGGCUGAAACCGGACAACACCGUUGGACCACACUGGGACUUAUUUGUGAUUGGCCUCAUUGUUGCUGGGCUGAUUUUGUUGCUUAGAAAUCACCGUGGGUAGGAUGAGGAUCAUGGGAAAACCUGCUAACGGGAACCAGUUCACUCCAAGGUAUCCCCGCUAAAUAAACAGUUUCCCAUCCAAAUCAAGAGUCUGCUACAGUUUUCCGCUCAGGGCUGUGAUGGAAAAUGGACAAGACUUGGGGACUAUCCUGGAGAAACAACUUCAGACUUCCUGCUUAGUUGAGAAAACCCUUUGGGGGAUGCUGGGAACUGGUCACCUAAGAUCUUGUUACCAAUCUGUCAUCUUGGUGACCUAGUCCCACGUUACGAAUAAAGACCACCCAUUUUCAUGUUGUUAGAACAACCUCCCCACUGUC
Messenger RNA from Chlorocebus sabaeus (green monkey), 2457 nucleotides. It is a transcript of the gene SEL1L2, whose product is annotated as SEL1L2 adaptor subunit of SYVN1 ubiquitin ligase. Lineage: Eukaryota; Metazoa; Chordata; Mammalia; Primates; Cercopithecidae. Gene Ontology annotation, cellular component: endoplasmic reticulum membrane. The record is from RefSeq and is a predicted model, not a curated record. Gene Ontology annotation, biological process: ERAD pathway. Gene Ontology annotation, molecular function: protein binding.